CGGCAUUUGUCACUCAUUUUUUUUCUACAAAAACAAAGCUCAGCGGUAGCUGACUAAAAAAAUAAUGUCCUUGGAUCUGACUCUCGAUUCAAGUGAAGAGAUUCGCUUUCUCAACAAAAUCAGCGGCAUCGUCAAACAGUUCCACAAGAAAACGCACUUCACGGCCCGUGAACUUGAAAUCGUUCUGCUGCUGUACUACAAACUGCUCAAGGACGAACAAGGCGGACCGCGGGCUGGGCAAUCGGCGCGCUACAUCAGCCGGCAGCAGUUGACCACGGUGUUCGAUACGGCACUCGGGAUGUCGGACAACGUUAUGCUGCGGAGGAUCUAUGCCGCCCUGGACAAGGGCGCCACGUCCUACGUUACGAUGGAGACAUGGAUACAGACAUUGUCGCUAUUUCUGCGAGGUACGUUCGAGGAGAAGAUCAAGUACUGCUUCAAGGUGUACGACAUCCAGGGUGAGGGGCUGAUUCGCCGGGAUCACAUGAUGCUGCUGAUGAGGAGUGCGUUCGUCAAGCCCCAGGACGAAGAUGUGGAAGAGGCGGUCAAAGAUCUGGUUGAUAUCAUUCUGCACCGGAUGGAUGUUGAUCGAGACGGUUCGAUAUCUUUCGAGGACUAUAGAGAGACGGUCCGGAAGUCGCCGGAAAUGUUGGAGUGCUUCGGUAAGGCAUUACCCGAUCGCGGACAUGUGUAUUCUUUCUCGAGGACGUUUCUGGAGAAAGUGCGUAAAUUUUGAGUAAAUAAAAUUGAGUAUGUUAUAAGGGAAGCUAAUUAUCUAAGUACUUAGAUAUAUCAGAAAUAAAUAUUAGCAAAGAUAAAAAGAAUGCUGCUCCUAUUUUAGCAUCGUCAUAUUAUG
Messenger RNA from Armigeres subalbatus, 856 nucleotides. Its product is annotated as calaxin-like. Gene Ontology annotation, molecular function: calcium ion binding. The record is from RefSeq and is a predicted model, not a curated record. Lineage: Eukaryota; Metazoa; Arthropoda; Insecta; Diptera; Culicidae. The coding region runs from base 65 to 736 and encodes 223 amino acids. The transcript has a single exon.